GUUCAGUUUGUCUGAAGCUGAAACUGAGUAAGUACAGGGCCCAAGAUGGCAGUCACAGUAGCCGGAGGAGGCGGCGGCGGCGGCGGCGCUGGUGGAGUGUGGGACAGCGUAGUGGAAAUAACAAAGGUGGCGCAAUUUAAAGAAAGUGAUCCGUUAUUGUGGGCUAUGCAGUUGUCAUCGAGUUUGAACUCGGCGGGAGUGAGUUUGCCUUCAACUGAGUUAGCCCACGUGUUGGUUUCGUACAUUUGUUGGGAUAACAAUGUUCCCAUUCUUUGGAAGUUUCUAGAAAAAUCUCUCAUGCUCAAGAUCGUCCCUCCUUUUCUCCUCCUCUCUCUACUCUCUGACAGAGUCAUUCCAAGUCGACGCUUGCAGCCAGCAGCGUAUAGGCUCUACAUGGAGCUUCUCAAGAGAUAUGCGUUUACACUAAAAUGUCAAAUCCAUGACCCAGAUAAUCAAAAGGUUAUGAAAUCAAUAGAUGCUGUUCUUCAUCUUUCUGAGAAUUUUGGUCUUCCAGCAACUGAGCCUUUUAUUCUUGUUGUUGAGUUUAUCUUCACAAUAGUGUGGCAAUUGCUAGAUGCAUCACUAGAUGAUGAAGGAUUGCUGGAACUUACCCCAGAAAGGGAGUCCAGAUGGCCAACUAAACCUCUGGAAAUGGAAAUAGAUGGAUGCAAUGAUUUUGAUAAGGAGAGGACUGAGUAUCAAGAGAGAUUGCAGAAUAUGAAUACUGUGAUGGCGGUUGAGAUAAUUGGGCAAUUUCUGCUAAAUAAAGUGACUUCAAGAAUUAUUUACUUGGCACGACGAAAUUUGCCCACACAUUGGGUUGGUUUCACCCAGAGAAUACAGCUGCUAGGAGCAAAUUCAGUUGCAUUGAGAAAUUCAAAAAUUUUAACUCCUGAGGCUCUUCUACAGUUGGUAUCUGACACUCGUAUUGUCUUCUCUCAAGAAUGCAAUAUAAAGUCACCAAAAAAUUUGCAUGCAGUUAUAACCUUUGGAUCUCCAGCUUGUUCUGCUGGUCUGUGCCAUGGUGUUAGUUGUUCUGCACUUUGGCUACCACUUGACAUUUUCUUAGAGAAUGUUAUGGAUGGAUAUCAAGUUAAUACAACAAGUUCUGUUGAAAUAAUAACUGGUUUGAUUAAAACUCUUCAAGCAAUUAAUGGCACCACCUGGCAUGACACCUUUUUAGGCCUUUUGAUUGCUGUUCUUCGUCUCGUUCAAAGGGAGAGGGAUCUGAUUGAGGGCCCCAUGCCCCGCCUAGAUCCUCGUUUGUGCAUAUUGUUGUCAAUCACACCUCUUGUUAUUGUGGAUCUUAUUGAUGAAGAAGAGGCCGCACCAAUUGAUGAAACAGAAUGUGGGUCCACCAAUCACUGGAGAGAAAAUAAAGGUCCAGGAGAGCAUCGCAGUGAUUUGGUCUCCAGCUUACAAGUACUAGGAGACUAUCAGGGUUUGCUGACUCCACCACAAUCCGUUGUUUCUGCAGCCAAUCAGGCCGCUGCCAAAGCUAUGUUGUUUCUCUCAGGCAUCAAUAUUGGGAGUGCAUACUUUGAGUGCAUCAAUAUGAAAGACAUGCCAGUCAGUUGUUCUGGAAAUUUACGCCACCUGAUUGUAGAGGCUUGCAUUGCUAGAAAUCUUCUGGACACAUCAGCAUAUUUCUGGCAUGGCUAUGUGAAUGGACGCAUUGACCAAAUACCUCUUAGUGUGCCAACACAAGUGCCUGGUUGGUCAUCGUUCAUGAAGGGAGCUGCAUUCACACCUACAAUGAUUAAUGCUCUAGUUUCCAAUCCUGCUUCAAGCCUGGCAGAGCUCGAGAAAGUUUUUGAGAUUGCUGUCAAAGGAUCUGAAGAUGAGAAGAUAUCUGCUGCUACCAUUCUUUGUGGAGCCUCUCUGAUUCGAGGUUGGAAUGUACAGGAACACACAAUUCAGUUCAUUACUAGAUUAUUGUCUCCUCCGGCUCCUGCUGAUUGCGAUGGGAGCUACAGCCAUUUGAUAGAUCAUGCUGCAAUGCUGAAUGUUCUAAUUGUUGGGAUUGCCACUGUUGAUUGUGUACAGAUCUUCUCUCUACAUGGCCUAGUUCCUCAACUUGCAUGCUCGUUGAUGCCUAUUUGUGAGGUUUUUGGAUCAUGUGUACCUAAUGUCUCUUGGACACUCCCCACAGGCGAAGAAAUCUCUGCUCAUGCUGUUUUCUCAAAUGCUUUUGCUCUUCUUUUAAAGCUUUGGAGGUUUAAUCAUCCACCAAUUGAACAUGGGGUGGGAGAUGUGCCUACUGUUGGAUCCCAGCUAACUCCCGAAUACCUCCUCUCAGUAAGAAAUUCCCAUCUCAUGUCUGCUGAAAGCAUCCACAAAGAUCGAAACAAAAAGAGACUCUUGGCAGCUGCAAGUUCAUCAUAUCCAAAACCUAUAUUUGUGGACUCAUUUCCAAAAUUAAAAGUCUGGUAUCGACAGCAUCUAAGGUGUAUAGCUGCAACUCUCUCUGGCCUUAUUCAUGGAACUCAAGUUCAUCAGACAGUAGAAGAACUUCUUAAUAUGAUGUUCAGAAAGAUCAACAGAGGAAGUCAGUCUUUAACUUCUGCUGUCUCCGGAAGCAGUGGUUCAUCUGGAGUUGUAAAUGAAGAUAACUCUCUAAGACCUAAAUUGCCUGCCUGGGAUAUUCUUGAAGCUGUUCCUUUUGUCGUCGAUGCUGCUUUAACAGCAUGCGCUCAUGGAAGACUUUCUCCGCGUGAACUUGCUACAGGGCUUAAAGACUUGGCUGAUUUUCUUCCUGCAUCUUUGGCAACAAUUGUAAGCUACUUCUCCGCCGAAGUAAGUCGAGGUGUUUGGAAACCAGCUUUUAUGAAUGGUAUGGAUUGGCCUAGCCCAGCUGCAAAUUUGUUAAAUGUUGAGGAACAUAUCAGGAGAAUUCUCGCUACCACCGGUGUUGAUAUCCCAAGCCUUUCUGCAGCAGGGGGGAGCUCUCCAGCUACACUUCCACUACCUUUGGCUGCCUUUGUAAGCCUCACUAUUACCUAUAAAAUUGAUAAGGCCUCAGAAAGAUUUCUCAAUUUGGCUGGCCCAGCCUUGGAGAGCCUUGCUGCAGGCUGUCCAUGGCCUUGCAUGCCUAUUGUUGCUUCCCUAUGGACCCAAAAGGCAAAAAGAUGGUUUGACUUCCUGGUCUUUUCUGCAUCUAGAACUGUCUUUCUUCACAACAGUGAUGCACUGGUUCAACUUCUUAAAAGCUGCUUCACUGCCACGCUUGGCCUAAGCACCAAUUCUAUCUCAAGCAAUGGUGGUGUUGGAGCUCUUCUGGGUCAUGGAUUUGGAUCCCAUAUAUGCGGUGGGAUUUCCCCUGUUGCUCCGGGAAUUCUCUAUCUCCGUGUUUAUCGAUCCAUCAGAGAUAUUGUGUUCGUAACUGAGGAGAUUCUAUCUCUCUUGAUGCAUUCUGUGAGAGAAAUAGCAUCUAGUGGUCUUCCUAGCGAGAAAUUGAAGAACUUGAAGACAGCCACCAAAAAUGGAAUGAGAUAUUGGCAGGUUUCACUUGCUGCUGCAAUGACUAAAGUGAAACUUGCAGCUUCACUUGGGGCUUCCUUAGUGUGGUUAUCUGGGGGUUUAGGUUUAGUGCAGUCAGUGAUAAAAGAAACUUUGCCUUCUUGGUUUAUAUCAGUUCACAGGUCUGAACAAGAAGGAUCUGAUGGGUUCGAUGGGCUAGUAGCAAUGCUUGGCGGAUAUGCACUUGCAUACUUUGCUGUGCUUUGUGGCGCUUUUGCAUGGGGAGUUGACUCAUCAUCUUCAGCAUCAAAGCGACGUCCGAAAGUCCUUGCAACCCAUCUGGAAUUCCUUGCAAGUGCACUUGAUGGCAAGAUAUCACUCGGUUGCGACAGGGCAACUUGGCGUGCCUAUGUAUCGGGAUUCGUGAACCUGAUGGUAGGUUGCACACCAACUUGGGUGCUGGAGAUGGAUGUAGAAAUACUGAAGAGUCUAGGGAAGGGGCUAACACAGUGGAAUGAACAGGAGCUUGCCAUGGCAUUGCUGGGGAUUGGUGGAAUUGGUGCUAUGGGUGCAGCCGCUGAACUUAUAAUUGAGCAUGAUUUGUGACCUUUUUUUUCCCCAAUUUUCUCAUAUCUUGCAGUUUCUCAUAGGACAGUUUGUUGUUGUAAAGUUUUGUAUAAAGAAUCUUUCGUUUAAUCGAGUUUCUAUGUACAGGAAGACCCAAAAUUUUCAAGCCAGGGUAAAUAGCUAUAUAAUAAUUGUUGUCAGCCAAAGUUUGCCUGUUCAUGCUUUGUAAUAUCUUAAAGAUUAGUAAGGGGCAGGGGAAAUUUGUAAUAAACUUAGGGUGCGUUUGGUUGACGGUUUUUAAUAUUA
Messenger RNA from Mangifera indica (mango), 4332 nucleotides. RefSeq names its product mediator of RNA polymerase II transcription subunit 33A-like. Gene Ontology annotation, cellular component: mediator complex. The coding region runs from base 46 to 4065 and encodes 1339 amino acids. NCBI's taxonomy places the organism in Eukaryota, Viridiplantae, Streptophyta, Magnoliopsida, Sapindales, Anacardiaceae. The record is from RefSeq and is a predicted model, not a curated record. Gene Ontology annotation, biological process: regulation of phenylpropanoid metabolic process. The transcript is spliced from 12 exons.